GAGGCAGUGAAGACGGACCGCAUAGCCUACACACGCACUGUCCUCCACCCUUGCUGGAAAACAUGUCUGUGCACAUAGUAUUUCCCCCUUUUCACACCUUUUAAUUUUUGGCUUACAUUUUUCUAUUUGCUGACGCUUUCCUGUUUCCUGUUUUCUGAACCAUAAUGACGCUCCUCAGCUUUGACUUCAAUUUUUUAUGACUAAAACAACAUUGGGAAAAUGAGAGGGGACAGUUAAAGGUUUAAUUGCUUUUUCAUCGGCAUCAGCUGUUUUUCCCCUCAUUUUAUCCAUUUAUUCCUCGCACUUCAUGCAAAUCCGGGGGACUAUGUGAACAUCAUGCUGGCGCUGCGAUGCCUGGUGUUUGCUGCAGUGAGUGCACGGUUUGCCGUGACAGGCUGGAGCAGCUCCGUGAAGCGGGAUGCGGUUGUGUGGGAACGGGCAGCGCCGGAGCGAGGUGGAGAGUACAGCGGGGCUGUGGAGGAGAUCAUCAAGCCCAGACGCCUGCUGCAACAGAUCGACUCGGAGGCAGAGUUUGUACAUGGCCAUCUGGACACCCGGGUGAAGAACCACACCGAGGUCGCACAACCUGUCCAUUUGGCCCAGAGCAGUUUCCUGAUCGAGGCCUUUGGCUGCUCCUUCAUCCUGGACCUAGAGUUAAACCACGAUCUCCUGUCCUCCGAGUAUAUGGAGCGGCACUUCGACGAGGACGGGAAGCCUGUGCAGACUGUGGGCGGUGAGCAUUGCUAUUAUCAUGGGAAGGUUCGAGAUGUACCAGGUUCCUGGGUUGCUCUCUCGACUUGUCACGGCCUGCGAGGACUGUUUUCUGAUGGGAAUUUCUCUUAUGGGAUUGAACCAGUUCAGGGUGACAGUGAUCAGGAGGAGGAGGCGCAUGUGGUGGGCAGGAUGCCCAAGCUGGAGCUGGCCUCACUGUGUCCAGACUGCAAGCAGAACCGCAGUGGAGGUAACGCUGACAUCGAUGGCGACCGCAGUGAUGGUGACAGCGACAUCUUUUUUGAGCCAGAAGAGGAACCUGCCUUUAUGAAGGGGCUGCGGCGUUCAAAGAGACAGGUGCGCCGGACCCAGCCCACAGUCCAGAGCGAGACCAAGUAUAUUGAGCUGAUGGUGGUCAAUGACCAUGAGUUGUAUUUGCAUAUGCGAAAAUCUGCCUCCCAGACCAGGAACUUUGCCAAAGCUGUGGUCAACAUGGCAGAUGCGAUCUACAAGGAACAGCUGAACACCAGGAUCGUUCUGGUUGCCAUGGAAACGUGGUCAUCACAGAACAUGGUCUCCGUUGGCGAUGACCCCCUGCUGACCCUGCGUGACUUCAUGAAAUACAGGAAAGAGAACAUAAAGGAGCACAGUGAUGCGGCACACCUCCUCUCGGGGCGCACCUUCCAGAGCAGCCGCAGCGGGACGGCGUACAUAGGAGGCAUCUGCUCUCUCACGCGGGGUGGCGGCGUCAAUGAGUAUGGGAACGUGGGUCCGAUGGCCAUCACUCUGUGCCAGAGCCUGGGUCAGAACAUCGGCAUGAUGUGGAACAAGGAACGCGCUGCAGCAGGGGACUGUAAGUGUCCAGACCCUUGGUUGGGCUGUAUCAUGGAGGACACAGGAUUCUAUCUCCCCCGGAAGUUUGCUCGCUGCAGUGUGGAUGAGUACAUCCGCUUCCUGCAGGCAGGAGGCGGUAGCUGCCUCUUCAACAAGCCCAACAAGCUGUUGGACCCCCCUGAGUGUGGGAAUGGGUUUGUGGAGACUGGCGAGGAAUGUGACUGCGGAUCACAAGUGGAGUGUUUGAGGAGCGGGGGCGCGUGCUGUAAGAAGUGCACUCUGACUCACGAUGCCAUGUGCAGCAACGGACUGUGCUGUCGCGGCUGCAUGUAUGAACUGAGGGGAGUGGUGUGCCGGGAACCUGUGAAUGACUGUGACAUCGCAGAAACCUGCACUGGAGACUCCAGCCAGUGCCCUCACAAUGUCCAUAAAUUAGAUGGGUACACGUGUGACAACAAUCAGGGUCGGUGCUACGGGGGUCGCUGUAAAACUAGAGACAGGCAGUGCAUGAGGCUCUGGGGCCACAAUUCAGCGGACCGUUUCUGUUAUGAAAAGCUGAACACCGAGGGCACAGAGAAGGGAAACUGUGGCCGGGAUGCCAGCGGGCAGGGCUGGGUGCAGUGCAGCAAACAGGAUGUAUUGUGUGGGUUCCUGCUUUGUGCUAACAUGACAGUGAAACCAAAGUUUGGCGACCUGCAGGGUGAGGUGACCAGCCUUACGAUUUACCACCAGAACAAGUACCUGGACUGCCGAGGUGGCCACGCCCUGUUGGAGGAUGCCUCAGACCUGGGCUACGUGGAAGACGGCACGCCCUGCGGGCCUAACAUGAUGUGCCUGGGCCAGCGCUGCCUGCCUCUGGCCACCUUCAACCUCAGCUCCUGCCCGGGCACCCCGUUUUCCCACACCUGCUCCCUCCAUGGGACGUGCAGUAAUGAAGUGAAGUGUAUCUGUGACCGGGACUACACAGGGAAAGACUGCAGUAUCAGGGACCCCAUUCCUGACCCCAAACCCCCAGAAGACCCUAUAUCUAAGGGUCCCAGUGGCACCAAUAUCAUUAUAGGGUCCAUCGCAGGUGCCAUUCUCCUGGCAGCUAUAGUCCUAGGGGGAACAGGAUGGGGAUUUAAAAACAUCCGAAGAGGAAGAUCUGGUGGAGGAUAAGAUAUCUAUCUGCUCUUCUGUCUUCCUUGCACUGUGUCCUUUUACUUAGAAGAAGAAGAGAAGUCUUCCAUUCUUUAGAGAACUACAACUCCCACAGUUCUUUUCAUUAUUUCCUCUCCUCCUCUCUCAAAUAUUCUGUCUUUACUUCAAAACUGUGUCUCUGGCUUCAGCGGACUCUCUCACAUGCAUUCCAGCCACAUGUAACUGCCAGUUGAUCCACACAGGUGGUGGCUGCUCCUCAAAUGUCCAGGGCAAAUCCUUUUUUUUACUCUGCCAGAGGCCUUCAAAUGGUGACAGGGUAGGCUCUCAGAACUACAAUGUCCCAAGGCUAAAUUAUUCCCCCGGUUUUGAAUAUUCAAGUAUGUCUUGAAUGUUAAGUGGACACUAGGGAUAAUUAUCUCAUGAAUUGUAUUGACCAAACAACUCAGAAUGCAGGCCUCACCCUAUUUUAGUUCUUUUGAAAUACCGGCACUGACUGGCUAUCUGACUGUCUCACUUAAUCUACUUACUCAGCGGUGCAUUAUUAAGCUGCCAGUUCCGAUGUAUUCAAAUUCUGAAGGUGGCCAUCAUGGUUUUUUUUACCAGUGAUGGAAUAGGAAGACAGACCCAGCUGGUCAGCAAGGAGAUGAAUGAUCUAGAAGCUCUUGCCUUAUUUCAAUCACAUUUCUGUCUGCCGUCUUCACUGAUGCACUGAGCCGUGGAUGAGGUUUUUAUCUUUUGCAUUCAUAGUGCUGUUGGUGUUUACUUUUUUGAAAAGGAAUUAAAUUAAUUCUGGUGAACCUGAAGGUGCUGUGAAAAUGCUUAAAUAGGCUGGUGAUGUAUGAUGAAGCUGACCAGAUAUUAGGAAUAUUAUUAUCCGUCUCUGUCUUUGUCAAUAUAGAUACAAAUUGAAUGUCCAACGAAAGUCCAUAGAGCAGGCCCUGAGUAACCACUGCUGUGGGACCUGCCUUCUCUCAGAAAUCGAAACGGAAGCCAUUUUAUUAGGUCUUGUUAUAGAGGGCAAGACAGAUAUGCUUUGUUCUGCUAUUUCUGUAAUAGCUACAUUCCUUUACAGUAUGCCCUACUCUGUCAGAUGGCAGAAGUAAAGAUGGGAAGGGCAUUACACCUGUAGGCUGUUUCCAAAGAUGGAUAUACUUAACGGAAAGGACCCUUCAGUACUCCAGGUGUGACAGUGUGGCUAUUUUGGGCGACAGGUGGAAAUAAGACCCUCUUCUGUGUAUUUUAAUCGUAGGCAUAUCUACUAACAUUCCACAAUUAAUGUAACAAAAUAUUUCUAUAUGCAUAUUGUAGAUUUACUCUGCUUUUUAAAGAUUGUUCUCCUGUAACAUUUCACCUACCGCAUCAUAGGAGUUUUAUGAUCCAGUACGACAUGCAUUAAUGUGUGAAUGUGCGAUUGCACUUGUGAAUGCAUGUGUGUGUGUGUCUGAUAUACACUGAUAUAUACACAUAGAUAGAUAGCUAGAUAGAUAGAUAAUUACACAUUAAUAUAUUCAAUGAUACUAUUCAUUACAUACUCCAUUAAUGGUAGGAGUGUGCAUACAUGUAUGUGAAAUAUGUGUGAAUUUGUAUAUAGUGUAUAUAUGAGCAGCCCACGUGUUUUUAGAGGACUGUACAGCUAAAGUGGUCAGUCUUGUAUGCACAAGUGUGUGAGUGAAUAUUUGCAUCCCUGAACCUCUCUUCUUGCACUGCAGUGGUGAAAGCAGUUUUUGUUGCCAGAUUUAGUGGUGUUUGAGGAUGGCCUGUAUUUCAUUUUGGAUGUUUAUUCUCACACUUGACAUGUAGUCACAUAAAAUCAAACUGUUAAUUGUAACAUAAAUAAUACAGUUGCAGAAUAGGGUAUACUGCAGUACGUACAAUUUCAUAGGCAAAAUGUAAGUAAGUGACAGUUACAUUUGAAGAGCGUUCAAAGUCUAUAAAAGAGGAUAAUUUUACAUGUAUAUAUGUUAACCGUGAUGAAUCCUGGGAGUGCCUUGCACAUAGUCUUUAUUAGGGCGAAACAAGUGGUGGACAAACUGUAUUACCCGCAGGUGUGAACUGCCCAAAACUGGAUUCAUGUAAAUGCGAUGGGGUGACAGUAUCUGCUGUGGAAACACUGCCAGGCAGAUAUAGUAUUGAAUUCAGCAUUCAUUGCAUAUACCAAGCAUUAAUAACUGUGGUUAAAUGGUGCAAGUCACAAGGAUUGUUUUGCACCCCCUGCUAUCUCAGUGUGCCCACCACUGUGCCCUCCAUCUGUCCAUGCUGUUGUACAGUUUACUGAAAAUAAACCCUCUGUAAAUAUUGCAUUGUAAGCUUGCAAGGACCAGGGUCUGUAUGUAGUCAGGUCCUGAUCUGCCUGCAAAGCAGUUAUGAGUUACAAAUGCUGGCCAAGACCAGUUUUCUAUGUGUCAAUGCGGUCGUCAUGGAAUUCUUGAAUGUGAAAUACAUUUUUAAAUGCUACAUGCAAUUAUACCAUAUGUACUAUAUGGUGUUUGCUAUUAUUCUAUCAGACUCCCACAUGUCAUCUUGGUCAAAUGGAACAUGUAGUGUGCUCCUGGUAUUAAAGGGAAGAGUUAAUGGUUUGCCCAUUUUUAGAAUAGGACCCCUUUCUUUGUGACUACGUGCCUGCCAGACCUGGGCCGGGCACAGCAGUUACAGAACACGUUCAAGGUUGGAACUGCUCUUAAACUGGAUAAGAUGUCCUUUCUGAAUAGAGAAAUGCCAGUUAAAGAGUGGAGUAUCAAAAUGGUUGCUUGCAAUUUAAAAACUGUCUGGGUCACAUCUGCUGCCUCAGCCUGUUUACUACAGCAUGGCUGGACCAAGGCCUUCAACGCUGCAUUACUUUCUGACUUCUGUCUGCAUUAUCUGUGUGCCUUCUGAUUCCCUGCUCUGGCCUAAUCAUACAUUCAAGAGUUGAUCUUUGAAUGCUGUUAUUUUCUCAUACAAAACAUUGGACCAAUGCUGGUGACGUCCCUUUGGUUGGAUAUGUGUAGUAGACCAUAAGGAGAACCCAUAAGCGGGUUACAUGCCGCAUUGCUUUUUUGUGUACCCAGUGAAUCUGUUUUGCUGCACUGUACUCCCAGAAAAAAAUUAAGCAAACUAAAUGCAACAAAGCAGUCAAUGGAAAUUUGGACAAUAUAGAUUUUGAAACCUAUCAUUUUGGACAGUCCAUCAGUAGGUGAGACUGCCAUGGUCUGCUCUAAAUGUAAAAGUUUUGUAGAUUAAAUACAAACCAUGGUUACUAUGACUCAAAGCAGGGAUGUUAUGUAAAUGUCUGUAUCUUUCUGCUUUUGAAUUCUGAAACAGCAACACUUUAAAAGGAGCACAAAACAGGCUUUUGUACAAGUGACCUGAGAUUGAUUGCUGUAUAUAUACACGUCUUUGUAUAUAUAUUAUAAAAUAUACAUUUAUAAUGUACAGUAGUGUUACACAAACCCUGUAUGCACAUAGCUAAGUAUGAUCUUUCAAUCUAUUAAAUAUGUACCUAUCUAUCUAAAAAUGUACCUAUCUAUCUAUCUGUUCAUAUUCAUCAUACAGUUUAACAUUGUAUAUUUGUUGAUAGCUCUCAACCUCCUGGUCUCCUAUACCCAGGUGGCUUAAUGUGUAUAUAUAAGAUGCGCUUUUAACAUGAAGUAUUUGUUGCUGGUUGACUGCUUGGGUGAAAGGGUGGUGAAAGUCUGUAUUUCCUUAUUUUAAAUGUGAUGAACACAUUAUUUGUCUGAGGUAUGGUUCAAUUCAUUUGCCUAUUUUGUCAUCAGACAAAAGAUGUGUAUUUCCCAAGCAGUCAACCUCAUAUUUUUAAAGCUAUCUUUUUAAACUAAGGACAGUUGACACAACUGCAAUUCAACUGUGAAUGAUACUUAAAAAGUGAAAAUAAAAUCAAAAAGCAAAGUGA
This is a messenger RNA of Conger conger (European conger), 6574 nucleotides long. RefSeq names its product ADAM metallopeptidase domain 11 (gene adam11). Gene Ontology annotation, biological process: proteolysis. The coding region runs from base 337 to 2703 and encodes 788 amino acids. Gene Ontology annotation, molecular function: metalloendopeptidase activity. Lineage: Eukaryota; Metazoa; Chordata; Actinopteri; Anguilliformes; Congridae. The record is from RefSeq and is a predicted model, not a curated record. The transcript has 27 exons.